Molecule: messenger RNA, 1303 nt
Organism: Larimichthys crocea (large yellow croaker)
Lineage: Eukaryota; Metazoa; Chordata; Actinopteri; Sciaenidae
Gene: gosr1
Product: golgi SNAP receptor complex member 1
Exons: 9
Coding region: 101-847 (248 amino acids)
Biological process (GO): vesicle fusion; inter-Golgi cisterna vesicle-mediated transport; endoplasmic reticulum to Golgi vesicle-mediated transport
Cellular component (GO): cis-Golgi network; SNARE complex; Golgi medial cisterna
Molecular function (GO): SNAP receptor activity
Source: RefSeq, a predicted model, not a curated record
ACGCACGCACGCACGCACGCGCAGCGCUGGUGGUUAAGGAGACGUCUUCUUGUGACACGUGACUCAACCCGGAACUUGGUGACGUCCCAGAACAACAAAGAUGGCAGGGAUAGGAAGCAGCAACUACUGGGAAGAUCUGCGAAAGCAGGCCAGACAGUUGGAGAAUGAACUUGAUCUGAAGCUGGUGUCCUUCAGUAAACUGUGCACCAGCUACAGCAGCUCCAGGGAUGGACGCCGAGGAGACACGUCAGACACCACCCCACUACUAAACAACUCUACCCAGGACAGGAUGUUUGACACCAUGUCAGUGGAGAUUGAACAGCUGCUGGCUAAACUGACUGCAGUGAAUGACAAGAUGGCAGAGUACACCAACACCCCGGGCACGGCUUCUCUCAAUGCUGCGCUCAUGCACACGCUUCAGAGACACAGAGACAUCCUACAGGAUUACACGCAUGAAUUCCACAAAACCAAAGGUAACUUCUUGGCCAUCCGGGAAAGGGAAGACCUGCUAGGGUCUGUCAGGAAAGAUAUUGAGACCUACAAGAGUGGCUCCGGGGUCAACAACAGAAGAACAGAGCUGUUUCUAAAGGAGCAUGAACACCUGAGAAAUUCGGACCGACUGAUGGAUGACACAAUAAGUAUUGCCAUGGCGACCAAGGAGAACAUGACCUCCCAAAGGGGCUUGCUGAAAUCCAUACAGAGCAGGGUCAACACGCUGGCCAACCGUUUCCCAACCAUCAACAAUCUCAUCCAACGAAUCAACCUGCGGAAGAGACGGGACUCCCUCAUCCUCGGCACAGUGAUCGGCGUCUGCACCAUUCUCCUCCUGCUCUAUGCUUUUCACUGAACAUGCCGACCUGGUGAAAUGUUUUAAAGGAGCAGGAUUGUUCUGCUUUCUUUGUAGCGUGGGAACCACAGGAGACUGAGCUCAGUAAUUGAAGGACCCUAGAGGCUCCCGAAUGGAAGGACGUUUAUUUGGUCCAGUUCUUGAAUGGGACCAACGUGAACUACUGAACUUGUAUUCAACAGUGGGACAGAUGGAGGGCUGGUAGUUGGGUGCUCUUCUAUCAACAAGGGGAAGGAAAGCAGGAGUACAAAUAAGACAAGAUUUUAAACAAUUAUAUUGAUAACUUACUUGGAGGGAGACGAAGGAAAGAGACUGUGAGAAUGUGUAAUGUAUCAUGUUUUUCACAGGUUGAAGAAUUUUUAAGUUGAAUGGUUCUUUUUAAUUGAUGGAGUGGGACUACUUCAUUGUGGGCUGUAAAAUGUGAAUUAAUAAAUUAUUCAUAUAGUAUGUGCAAAA